ACUUUGACGUCUUGCGUUGCAUUAGCGGUAGUGAUUGCAGCGAGGUUAAUGGGUGCUUAUGUUGCGCCGUGGUUACAUUCGAGAAAAUUCGGGCGUUCUUGCGCCGCAUGCCGCAUCGCGCGGUCCUUGACUACGAUUCACGGAAGAUAAUGCACGCCGCCUAUAGUCCUUUUUAUUUUUUUUUCUUCGUAGAUUUUGCUUUCAGGUAUCUUUAUCUCUGCCAGCCUCUGGGGGCGUGACGUUCACUCGAGCUGUCCGUCUUAUCCGUAGCUUCUAUAUGUAUUGAAGUACGGGGCUGCAGGUUUCGCCGGCCGAUAGAACACGGUCGCUUACUGACACCGCAGUGGUUCGUCGUCUUCGCCUAAGUUAUCGGUGACGAAAUCGAAAUCAGCCUGCCAUGCCGUCAUCGAAGAAGCCCACAGAAGAUGAAACGAAGAAUAAAGACCUAGAAGAGGCGUGCAAGCCCGGACCUGCAUACAUGAAUGCCUACAGAGAUUUCGAAGGUCUGUACCUCAGCAAUACUUUCACGGAUAGAAACAUGCGCUCUGCUCUGUCCUACAAACCGCUCGAUGGAGACGUCUUUGUCGUGAGCUACCCGAAGUGUGGCACAACAUGGAUGCAAUACAUUGUGUAUGGCAUAUUCCGCAAUGGUGUGCCCCCUGCGAACCUCAUGGAGUUCAUGAACAUGGCUCCGUUCUUGGAGCUUGUAGGAGCCGAGGUCGCACAGACUAUGCCACGACCAAAUGCCGUCAAGACUCACCUGCCGUUCAACAAGCAGCCUUACUCGGCGAACGCCAAGUACGUCUACAUCACCCGCAACCCUUACGACUGCUGCGUGUCGUUCUACUACCACACGAGGAACAUUCCAAUGUACCUCUUCGAGGACGGCACGUUCGACCAGUUCUUUGACAUGUUCGUCGAAGGAAAAGUGGACUACGGCGACUACUUCGACCACCUCUUGUCCUGGUACGAACAUCGAGGGGACAGCAACGUGCUUUUCAUCACUUACGAAGACCUCAAGAAGGACACUCGUGGUUGGGUGCUCAAGAUCGCCGACUUCCUGGGUAAAGAGUACGGAGACAAGUUAAGGCAGAGCCCAGAUAUCUUCGAGAGGAUUAUGGCUACGACUAGCGUCGACUCCAUGAAGAAGAUUAACGCCGAGAUGAACAACUGGAUCAAAGAUUUGGCCAGCGUUCCCCUGGAGACGCUGCCUGAAGGGAUGAAGUCUUUAGUAGAAGCCAUGGGGAACCUGCUGGACAAGCCAAUCAAGGGAGACUUCGUGAGGAAAGGCAUCGUGGGGGACUGGCGGAACCACUUCUCACCGGAGCAGGUCUCCAGGAUGAAAGAACGAAUUGCACUCAAGACCGCCGGCAGCGAUGUCAUGGAGCUGUGGAAAGACGCGGGCUUGCCCUGAGUAUGAGCGCAAAUUGGUGAUUUUGCGUUCUGGCUGACGAAACCUAUGCAGCACGAGUGGACGGGUCAUUUAUGCGUUCUUUCUUCGAUGAGCCGUAGCUAGUGAAUAAAGAAAUGGAUGCUUCAGCA
Molecule: messenger RNA, 1542 nt
Organism: Dermacentor andersoni
Lineage: Eukaryota; Metazoa; Arthropoda; Arachnida; Ixodida; Ixodidae
Product: sulfotransferase 1C2-like
Molecular function (GO): sulfotransferase activity
Source: RefSeq, a predicted model, not a curated record